AUGGAUAGAUAUUUUGAUGCUAACCGUCCAAGAACCGAUGGCCCUAGUGACUACUACAUUGACCCUCGCCUACUUGAAGGCACUCAGAGACACACCGAGAACGUCGCGAUCGGUGACCGCGUUGAAGUUGCUGCACCUGAGGAUGAGGUGCCCAAUACCGCAGGGAAUCACUUCAAUAACUUCUAUGAAGACAACUCGACGGAAUACGACUCUUUUCCUGAUAAUACCAGUUUUGAUGUUCCGCAGUACCCCGAUCUCACUGCCUUCAAUCUCCCAAACAAUGCUUUCUCUAACCGUGUUCUGUCAAACCCUGGAUUAGAUGAUACUGGAUCAGAGAAUGCUGGAUGGAACGGUACCAAUCGAAGUAACUGUGAUAAGACCGCGAACACUCAUGAUGCCCAGCCUGUUACCUUUGGUGAGGCUUUCGAGUCUCUCGCCAGCCUUGAGUCAAAGUGCUUCGGUACUUAUUUCCAUACUGCAGUGGAAAAAUCCGCAGCAACGGACGCUACCAAUGGAUGCUUUGACAUUGACAAGUUUCUGAUGAAUGACAACCGCCACUACCAAACAGCCAACGGUGUCACGCAGACUUCUGAAGAUCUGCUUGGGCAUUAUUCGGCCUAUGCGAACCAAAACCCGGUCGCUGAUGGUUUAUCCAAUGCUGCGAGAGCUGUUGCCUAUCAGCAGCCGGCCAAUAAUGGGAUGAAUGGGCAUUUGAACGCCGUCCCUCAGCUUUCUGGCGUGUCCGUCUCAGAGAGUGAUGGCAGUAACCCGCAUAUACGUCGCCGCAUGCUGGCCUCUAUAUCGUCCAACAUUACUCCUUCCGAGGCUACCCCAGCUCCUGCUGGGCCUACCCAACUCUGUUCCCCUCCUCAGGAAAUCGACCGCGUCUUCGGAAAUGGACUAUUGAGGAACGCUGUCAGCACUUCGAUGAAGCGGAAGGCCUCGGACGCUGGUCCCUCUGAUCCUGUGCUUCAAAGUGGUUCAGACGCCGUUGCUGAUGGGUCAAAUGCAGUCGAUGAUGGCUUCAAUAUCAGUGCUGGCCCUAGAGCCAAGAAGGCGAAGAUUUUGAAGAAACCCAAAGCCAAGGCGGGCCAAUCCAAGUCUCGUAGGGGUAAGGGCAAAGGUAGACAGAGGGUUGUGGUGAAAGAAGAGGAAGAAGGAUCAGAGUCAGAGGUCGAGCUCGGCCCAGAGCCGCAACGAAUCAAGGUCGAUGAUUUCUGGGACUCGUUGAAGGAGUCCAAGGGCAUUCGGCCUCAUAUAUUCCCGGAUAUUGAUGAGUUGCUGAAUCCGACCAGCGAUACUGCACAGACUACCACCUAUUCUUCGGCACAGGAAGCGAGGGCCGCCAGCGAGGUGGUCACUGAUGUUCGAGAUGAUCUUACCCUCCCCCAUACCGAGGCGGCAAAAAAGGCCAUCGUUGUAGCGCUAGUUGAUGCCAUGCUCAACGUUGAAUACGCGCAGGAUGGCGCGAAGGCUUUCAAGGCGUGGAGAAAGGCAAGGGUGACGCCCAUAAUGGCGGAAAGGGCAGCGUGGGAGCUCCUGGAGGGGCUGAUCUCGCGGAACACUGACGGUCCCGCACUUCUCAGCUACGAAUACCAGAAAUGGAUUUACGAGCCCAAAUGGAUGACGUUCAAGGACCGACUUUCAAAGAUCAUGGAGGGACUCAUUUACCACAAGACCAUGUGUAAGCACAUUAUUGACGCUUCGUACGUCAAAGGCCUUAUUGAGGACCCACCUGGAAGCGUAAAUCGUGUUCGCACCAACGUCACAGUCAACGGCAAAAAGGCUGCCAUCAUCGCGGCCGGGAAGAAAAUCAUGGACAAGAUCGACAAGAAGAAGGCCAAGAGCGAGCAGACCGAGAAAACUGGCGACGACGAAACCGAUGUUUCUGCACCCGUGGACAAGAAUGACCAGUAUGACGCUGACGAUGAGUUCACUGCGGAUGAGAAUGCUAUGAAUGAGAAUGAAACCCAGCCCACCUUGCCUACUUCCGAGGCCGCGAGUCCUUCCCCUACGAUGGACCAGGAUUUCAUUCCAAACCAAGACGAUGCCACUUCACGAGUCCCCGCGCAGAACGUCACUUCUGAUAUCUCGGCUCAAGAUGGACUGCCAUUCGGAGAUGGCAAUCCUUUCAUGGGGGCGCCCCUGUGCAAUCCCGAAUCACUUAUGAUUCCCAACCCAGGUUCUACUAUGGCUGGGACUGCAAACGAAUUUCUCGGCAAUGUUCCCCGCGGUAACCACACUCUAACGCACGUCAGCCCGUAUAGCCAGCGGACAACUUUCACAGCUUCAAGGAACCCGGGUAUGGCGAGACAAGAUCAUAUGCCACGGCAUAAUGUCCAAAACCAGAUGAUCGCAAACCAGGCGAACGCGCGCGCGUAUCCUUACCAGCGGAUGGCUCAGCAUUCCACCCCGUCCAUCGACCGUCAGCAGAAUUCGACGCUCCGAAAUAUGUCGGACUCCAUCAACUCAAACGCUGAGGCGCAGGAACAGCUCAAUGAUUAUCCCCUGUCUGAUUUUGGUGUAGAUAGCCCGGGCAUUGUGAACUGGGAUGAAUUCGAUUUGAGAUGGCCCGAAUUUGACUCUAUUCCCCAGGAAGCCGAAACUGCAGCAGAAGCACGCUCUAGAAAGCGCAAGAUGGAUGAGGCCGACAACGAGGACGACUCCCAUCGCUCCAAGCGCGCUCGUUGA
This is a messenger RNA of Aspergillus homomorphus CBS 101889, 2691 nucleotides long. RefSeq lists its product as uncharacterized. The transcript is spliced from 4 exons. Bases 1 to 2691 code for a protein of 896 amino acids. Lineage: Eukaryota; Fungi; Ascomycota; Eurotiomycetes; Eurotiales; Aspergillaceae. The record is from RefSeq and is a predicted model, not a curated record.